CUUCAUCUGCAGAGGCAUAAUGACAUAUUCUGUAUAGAGUUCAAUAAAACACUGCCCCUCCAGUCCAAACAACCUAACGACCAUUCACCUGAUAAUCUAACUGAAACCAUGUCUUGGAAACACCAGUGGGAUUACCACGAGGCCCAAACCAGCAUCAUAGAAAGACUCCACAAAGAGUGGACCCCGCCAGCUGCGCCUUGCGCCACACCUAGUACUAGUUUGGCCACAAAACGAAAUGGGACACUGGUGCCAAAUUGUGAGGAAGAAAAGUCAAAGCCCAAAAAGCUAAAGUGCGAUAAAGUGCAACAGAUGAGGCGAUGCUACACGUACAACUUGCAAAUGAACGAGUCACACAUAUUUCUGUCACAGAAGAGUUGCCAAGAUGUCAGGAUGCAUGAACUAAAGGCAAAGUUGACCCAAGUCAGACUCCAGAAGAACAACGCUCUGUCCAACAGUGGAGUGAAAAGAGAGAUCAUUAAACCUUCUGAGCUACACUACACAGUUUUCCAAUACUCAGGGCCUGAUAGGUCCCACUCUGGAACAACCCUGGUUUUUAAGAGAGCAUAUCCACAGAAGGCACAUUUGAUGUCCUCAGCCCAUAGCAAUAGGCUAAAGGACUCACCAAAACCUUUUCACCUAGAACUGCCACAGUGUCACUUGAGAGUUGGCAAUGUGGUGCCAAGGCAGCAAGCCAAGAUUCUCCAACAGCAGCAGGUGAAACAAAAUGGCCACGCUGCUGUUAACAUCAUUGGACUGUGAAUGGUAAAACCUGAUAUGACUUGUAUAUCCAAAAGUGCAGAGAAAACAGGACUUCCCCCAUCUAUAGACAAGGCCACAAGCUUGCGCGAAACUUCACCCUAAUUAACCAUCAAGCUGAAGUUUCAGGAGUAUCUAUGAGUUAAAUAGGCAUUUACCCCAAAUCUCAGCCUAAGUGUCCUUCAGGCUGGGGGCCGAUAGACAGCCAUUUGCACAGGUUGGUAAGUACUGGAUUAAGGGAAUUAAAAAAGUGCAACCAACUUUG
This is a messenger RNA of Xenopus tropicalis (tropical clawed frog), 1021 nucleotides long. RefSeq lists its product as uncharacterized. The coding region runs from base 109 to 759 and encodes 216 amino acids. The record is from RefSeq and is a predicted model, not a curated record. The transcript has 2 exons. NCBI's taxonomy places the organism in Eukaryota, Metazoa, Chordata, Amphibia, Anura, Pipidae.